GGAAAAAUACCCUACAUGCGUUCCUACAACCAGCCUCUCGAUUUAAGUGGCGCCGUAUUGCAAGAAAGCUGGUUGUUAUUCUUACUAAAGAAUAAACGCUCCCUUCGGAGCGACGGCCGCAUGACAUCCCCCUGCGGCCAAUGGUUGCUCCCCGCACGCACGCCGCAGCCGUGCCGUGUGAGGCCAGGCCGUGUGAGCGUGGGUGGAGGCGGCGGGCCGGGGGCUGUGUUACGGCAUGGUGAGCGGUGGUCGCUGUGGGGUGGAGAUGGCGGCGGCUGUGUAACGCGCAUCCCGUGGGAUCUGGGAGAGCCUCGGCCUCACAAGAAGAAGAAGCCCUUCAUAGAGAAGAAGAAGGCGGUAACGUUUCACCUAGUGCACAGAAGCCAGAGGGACCCCCUUGCUGCUGAUGAUACCGCCCCGCAGAGGGUCCUGCUGCCUGCCCACAGGGACCAUGAGGAGCAGAGAAGGGAGGAGCAGCGGAAAUAUGGAGUCUUUUUUGAUGAUGACUAUGACUAUUUGCAGCAUUUGAAAGAAGCAUCUGGCCCCUCUGAGCUUGUCCCUUCUUUCUGUGGACAGCAAAGCAGAAUUGUCAUCACAAGUGAGGGUCGCAUAGAGGAUGAAAUUCAACGAAUUGCUGCUCCAUCUAUUAAAUUGCCUUCCUCAGUAUUUGCCUCUGAAUUUGAAGAGGACGUGGGCCUGCUAAAUAAAGCAGCUCCUGUUUCAGGACCACGGCUGGAUUUUGACCCUGAUAUUGUUGCAGCUCUUGAUGAUGAUUUUGACUUUGAUAAUCCAGAAAAUGUUCUGGAAGAUGAUUUUGUUCUACAAGCAAACAAACUAAAGGAAGGGAGAUCAGAUGCUGAGGAUGAAGAUGAAUGGGAAGAUGUGGAGGAUGAUAGUGAUGAAAAGGAUAGUUGCAGUAACGAUGAAGAUUAUGAUUCAGAAGGCCCUUUGUCAAAUGAUGGGGUUAAUGGCCAGGGAAGAGAGUUCCUGUUUAUGCAGGAAGAAACCAGGAGUCGUUUCACAGAAUAUUCUAUGACAUCUUCAGUAAUGAGAAGGAAUGAGCAGUUAACCCUCUUGGAUGACAGAUUUGAGAAGUUUUUUGAACAGUUUGAUGAAGAUGAAAUUGGAGCCUUGGAUAAUGUGGAAUUAGAAGGCUAUAUUAACACCGACAAUGCUCGGUUGGAGGAAGUCUUGAGUGAUUUCUACAAAGAGAAAGCAAAGAAUUGUGUGAAAUUGGAUACUCUUGAACCGUUUGAAGACACUCCUGCAAGUGAAGACAGUGAUGAAGAGAAAGAAGAAAGAGUAGCUCUGGUUAUUGAGGAACCAAAAGAAAAGUGGGAUUGUGAAUCAAUUUUGAGUACAUAUUCAAACUUGUAUAAUCACCCAAAGCUUAUCGAGGAGCCAUCAAAGCCAAAACCAAUAAGAAUUUCCUCAAAGACUGGAAUUCCUCUGCACGUCCUGCCUCAGAAAGGUCUUACUGCUAAGCAGGUGGAACGCAUGCAAAUGAUUAAUGACAGUGACCUGCCAAGAGCAUCGACACAGCCCCGCUCCAAAAAUGAGAGCAGAGAGGACCGCAAAGCCAGGAAGCAGGCGAUAAAAGAGGAGCGGAAGGAACGCAGAAUGGAGAAGAAAGCCAACAAGAUGGCCUUCAAAUUGGAGAAAACAAGGCAAGAAAAAGAGUUGCUCAAUCUGAAACAAAACAUGCAAGGACUGAAGCUGUCUUGAAAUUCAGGAACUUUCAUUGUGGAAACAUUGAUUUCAUCUGUACUGAGAGGAAUUGUUAACUGAUAAGAUUUGCCAGGCAUGCACAAAGGGGGCUAAUGGUAUUUGGUACAGCAAUAUCUGGCUUGUCAUUCUUUCUGAAGUUAUACCUUAAAUAGUGAAUGAAUGUCUCUCUUGUUGUGUGUCGAAUGUCACGGCAACUGCUGCAAACUUCUGUUACCCUAGAAAUGUAUUAAAAUAUUAAAAUAUAUUUUUCUUAUAAACUGUCACUGAGGAGAAAGUGUCACGUGUUGAAUGCAUUCAGCACUUCAGAAAAAUCCUGCAGAUUUGAUCUGAUUCUUCCAUUAAAAUAUUUGAGUUUGUACAGAGCACUGUAUCUACUUAUCUCUCCCUUACAUUGGCUGUUAAAUAUAGUGCCUUGACAGAGCAGAGUUUUGGGAAUGAAUGAGUUUCACCCAUUCCUUAGUUCUUUCAGGGAUUGAUUAUUUAUUGUUUGGAUAAACUUUUGGUAAACAGAGGUGUCUAAAAAGCUAUUGUGUAGCUGAGCAUCCCUCUUACUAAGAUGAGUUAGGUUUAGGUCGGAUAUUAGGAGGAAGUUUUUCACACACAGGGUGGUGACACACUGGAACAGGUUGCCCAAGGAGGUUGUGGAUGCCCCACCCUGGAGGCAUUCAGGGCCAGGCUGGAUGUGGCUCUGGGCAGCCUGCUCUGGUGGUGGCGGCCCUGCACACAGCAGGGAGGUUGAAACUCUAUGAUCAUUGUGGUCCUUUUCAGCCCAGGCCAUCUGAAGAUUUUAUGUUUUACUUGUUGCGAGAAGUAUUGCAAAGUAGGUGUCUCUUAUUGUUGCUGUUUAAAGCAACUUUGCUUCAAGUAGUCAACAUGGCAAUCAUUGUGUAACAAACAGUAGAUAUUUAGAAAGCUGUGGUGCAGAUGGCAAAUAGCCAUUGUCUGGAUUUUCCUCAAGUACUGUUCUUCGUCUUGCAUUUAGUUUGCUUUCACUGAAAUACAGGCUUAUGACCUAACACAACUGUUGCAAAGGCUUUUUGAAGGUGAGCAGAAAGCCUUUAUUGCAGACUUACUGUGAUCUUAAAUUACUGUACUGUACAUAAGAAUUAUUCUGGUGACCAGUCUGUACCCGUGAAUAAAGGAAUGAGAUCUGCAGUCA
Messenger RNA from Lagopus muta (rock ptarmigan), 2887 nucleotides. It is a transcript of the gene LTV1, whose product is annotated as LTV1 ribosome biogenesis factor. Gene Ontology annotation, biological process: ribosomal small subunit export from nucleus; ribosomal small subunit biogenesis. NCBI's taxonomy places the organism in Eukaryota, Metazoa, Chordata, Aves, Galliformes, Phasianidae. The transcript has 11 exons. Bases 16 to 1725 code for a protein of 569 amino acids. The record is from RefSeq and is a predicted model, not a curated record. Gene Ontology annotation, cellular component: preribosome, small subunit precursor; cytosol; nucleus.